GCCUUGCUUACCGGAGCGUUUUUCGGCCUUGCGUCCCUCAGCACGACCUACGCAGCCAAAUCAUUAUCGGUCUCAAAUCUAUACUAUGCAGCCUGUCUCAGAGAGGCAGAACAUAUGACCUUCUUCAAUGACUGCAGAGUGCCGGCGUCAAGGUGCUGCGUGUAUGGCUCGAUGGUACAACUUCGCUUUCAAUUUUCCCUUCCCCGACUGACAACCCCUCAAGAUCAAUCCGAGACCACUAGAGGCACGCCCAUUGACCCAUUUCCAGCCUUUCAAGGCGAUUCUCCUUCAUCUUGGGUUGACACCGUUUUGAACUGCCUUGACAAACUUAUGGUGAAAGCACACAGCCACGGCAUCAAACUUCUCAUCUCAGUCCACAACUACAAAGCAUUUGGAAGCUGGUCCGCUUCGUACUCCACCAUAUAUACUCAAUACAUUCCCAUGUUCACAUCAAUGCGUACUAACUUGCGCCUUGGCGAAUUCAGUUAUCUAAUUUCCACUCCUUCAAUGCAUGUACGCUUUUCAUAAUCCUGAUUACUGGCAUCUUCAUGAUGCUUAUCACAUUAUUCUCAGAGAAGCUCCUUGGUUUGUUGUUAGACCAUACUCUUCUGGGUAGACACGAGCGACUGGUCCAGGGCCAUGCUGA
This is a messenger RNA of Macroventuria anomochaeta, 646 nucleotides long. RefSeq names its product glycoside hydrolase family 5 protein. The record is from RefSeq and is a predicted model, not a curated record. Bases 115 to 528 code for a protein of 137 amino acids. The transcript has a single exon. Lineage: Eukaryota; Fungi; Ascomycota; Dothideomycetes; Pleosporales; Didymellaceae.